AAGGGGGUGAGGGAAUGUUGGACUGCAAUGGAGCAGAAUGCCAUACAGUGGUUAGGCCCUCCGUGCUGCCAGCGAGGUUCCUUCGCUUUCUACAAGUCGGUGAGCUGCAAAGCCGAGGCGGGCGGCCCCGAUAAAGUCUGGAGACUGGGAGAGUUCUAUUACGUGCGCUGCGGCCCUCAGGAGCCGGUGUGUAUCGCCGAAAUCACGCUGUUGUGGGAGGAUCUGAGACAGCGCCACCCACUGGCCAGCUCCAGACUUUAUUACCUACCGGAGGACACACCCAAGGGGAGAACGAAGGAACACGGAGAGGAUGAAGUCAUCAGCGUCUCUAAGAAAGUUGUGGUGCGGGUGGAGCAUCUGGUGAAAUGGACCUGUCCAGAGCCGCCUCAUUGGAAACAGAAUGCCACAAAGAUCGACGACCUCCACUUAUUCAGCGAUUCUGCUUGUAAAACAGAUCAACAGGAAGUGAAAAGCAAGGAUGAUACUUUAGGAGUUCAGCACAGGGUUAAGGUGCUCAGUUACCCGCAGUACUGUCGCUUUCGGUCCCUGCAGAAACGGAUCCAGAGCCAGGCAGGAUGGUCCAGUCUACAAGACCCUCACCUGCUGGCUUUGGGCUGGAUUAAAAUGACCCUCCACAACACUCGGGUCCUGUACUGCAGAGACACCUUCAGCCAUCCCAGUCUAGGAACCAACCCGAGUUUAACACCUGAGUUUGGAUGCCUGUCUGUAAGCCUGAAGGGACGCCCGCGGAAAAGACGAGGCAGAGACGGAGACGGAAUUGAACAGCAAAACCUCAACCAUCCUGAGAGAGACAGAACGAAGGAAAUUAUCAAGAACAACGUGGAGACGAUGGAGGGAAACUGGCUUCCUCAUCCCGAGGAGAAGAUCUUUCUGGAUCAGCUGUAUCUCUUCAUGGAGCGUCGAGGAUCCCCCAUCUGCAAGGUUCCCAACCUGGGCUUCAAAAAGAUCGAUCUCUUCUUAAUGCACUCGGUGGUCAACAAGCUGGGCGGAUAUGAAGCGGUGACCUCUCAGCGCAUGUGGAAAGUGGUUUACAACGAGCUAGGAGGAAGUCCAGGAAGUACCAGCGCUGCUACGUGUACUAGAAGACAUUAUGAAAAGUUGAUACUGCCGUACGAGCAGCACAUAAAGGGAGGAAACCAACAGCUGAGCAAACCCAAAGCUCCAGCAGGUUCGGCUGGACCCUUCAGAAAGCCUGUACGAGGGAGAGUUCAGAGCGCACAGAGGAAGAACUGCAUCGCGGCUGAGGCAUCACCACAAGAUGGCGUCGGGGUGCGAAAAAGAGGACGGCCUCCUGGGAAACGAGCCAUCAAAGUUUUGGCUCGUGGCAGAGUUGGUAGACCCACAUCUCAUAUUAAAACUUUAAGUGAGAAUGUAGGGAGUAAACUCGUCCAGCCAAUCGCGGUCAUCAAGGAACUUGGGGUGUCUCCAGCACCUGCAGCUGCUACUACAACCACCACCACCAGCCACACACCCCAGCAGCAUAAAGCUGAAGAGGAUGUGAAGCUCAAGCAGGAGAAUGAACCUUCAUCUCCUUGCUUAUUGUCUGGACAAUCUAAGCUGCAGAUUGGAGGCUCUCUGGAAGGGUUCAGCCCUACUAAAGGGAUGUGUCCGCUGGACUUCUUCAAAGCUCAUUUGGGCCUCAGUGGUGCAAGUGGUCUAGAGAGAAGUCAGGAGGCCUCAAUCACAAGCCAAGCCAAAGCCAGGAGUCCAGAAACACCAGAGAACUUGCACCACCAGUGUUCUGGGUGUAACUCUGAACAUCCAUGUUGGACUGGAGGCCCAAGAGAGGGCUUGACUGCCAGACCUCAGCUUCCUCCACUGAAGAUCCUCCCAUUGGACCUUGAUUGUAGUCUUCAGUUAUGUCAGUUGAUGCACACCCGGCUCGGUGCGUCUCACAUGAACACGUUCACCAAGCGUCUUUCGGAAGCAUUGGCUCAGGAUCUUAGCAAGACCAAUGGCCAUGCUGUGUCUGUUUCUCAGGACCAGGCUGUCCCUCUCAACCUGAGCAAGAAGCCCACGUCUAAGAGGUCCUCAGACGACACGGAUUCCCAGUGGCAAAGAGACUGCGAGGCCAAGCGGCUGAAAAUGGAACCUGUCGACCUGCGCCUGAGUCUCAAACAGAGCAGCGGUUCCUCAGGACAAACGUUGGUCCAGGACGAGCCGGCUGAUCUGAGUUGUCCACGCAGGGCCAGGGCUGUUCAGGACAGGACUAGCUCAAACUUGACUGGAUCUCAGGGUUCCCAUUUAUCUCCCAAAUCUGACCAUGAUCCUUCCACAGACUCCGUUUUCUCUUUAAGCAUCCCGGCAUCAGGCGCCGCUCUGAAAUGGCAGGAGAACCAUCUGAACCCCGUGGAUCUAAAGUUGGGCGAGACCCCGGAGAGAAUCGUGGUUAAUCACAACACAGAAUCUUGCCCUAAAGACGAGCAGCUCUCGCAUCGCAUUCUGUACAAAGAUUCAAACACGAGGGAUUAUAAAGUUCCCUCUCUUUUUUCCAAGCCAUCCCAAAGCUGUUGACGUGCAGACAUGAUGGCAUGGGGGGAAAAAAAUGGUCCAACCUUCUAGUCCUCACGUCUCUCUGUAUGUACUGGAAACUUCUCAUAGUAACACUGUUCCUUUGCACUUUUAUACCAUCGUCUAACCAGCAAAUCAGAAGGUAUCAAAGAAAAAGAGGAGAAAUGUUGAAAAUGUUUAUUUAUAAUCUCAUAUAUACCUGUUUUGAGUAGAGCUUGGUUUGCUCUUGUAGCUCAUCCAUGUCCAUGUACCAGUCUGUUGAGAUGCUUUUCUGAUCACCACAGUUGUAAAGAGUGGUUUGUUUCUCUUCUAGCUCUGGCUGUUGCAGUUCUUCCAUUCUGAUAUUUGAUUAUGUACAUCUGGUCACGUGAAGCUCUUGACCGUCUGCAUUUUUCCAUGGAUAUGCGCACUGCUGCUACCUGAUUGGCCGAUUUGUAUAAUUAGCAUUAAUAGCAGAGGGAAAGUGUUUCUAUUAAAGUGACCAGCUGGACAGUUUUGUUUUGUUUUGCCGAGUGUCUCUGUAACACUACACUGUACUCCAUAUACGGAUCGGGCCUCGAGCAGCCCAGCCAACGAAGGCCAUAAAAACGUGACUUUGGGGUUGACACAUUUUUGUUUUCCUUCUCUACAUAUCGGUGCUGAUAUUUUGACGAUACAGGAAUUGUGAUUUAUAUAUUUUUAACUUGCAAACGUCGCAGAUCUGCGUGCUAAACUUAAAGAACCCGGUUCCACAGGAACUCGAUGGCUACUGUAGGUUUGAUCUUUUUUGUUUUCUUUAUUGUCAUUUUACAGUCAUAAAUAUGCUAUUUUAUGCUUUUUAGUUAUUAUUAUUAUAUGUAACGUAAACCCUCUUUUAUUUCUCAAGGUGUCCUAGUUUUUUUUUUUUUUUUUUUUUCUCUCGUUUGUUUGUUUUAUAUAUACAUUUGUUCUUUUCCUCUGUUAACCAAAAGCUAACCCGUGCUGUAAACAUUCUCGCCUUUGCGUUUUGCAGAGUGUCCUGUUUUUUUCGGGGGUUUGUUUAAUAUGAAACCCGUGCAAUUCGUAGGUUUUACAUUUUUAAGGGUCCAGCGAGGGUUUUUUUUUUUUUUUGGGUGAUAAGCGCAUUGAUUUAUUUGAUCUAUUUUAUGCAUAUGUAUUUUUUUAUUUUUAAAUGCUAUAAAGUAGAUGAAUAAGCAGCUUGUUUUAGUUUAUAUCCUCUUCCUGAAUGAAGAUGUUUACAGAGCAGGUGAUACAGAGGAGACUUUGGGGGUGCUUCAAUAGGUGUGUGGGGAUUUUUAUGAUUUAUUUUUCUUUUUUUUUUUUUUACCAUAAAUUUGAUAUGUGACAUGAAUUUUCAAGUUUCAGUUUAAUUUUUAUUAUUAUUAUUAUAAAAGAACAUGAUUUGUUCUGUAUUUUGCAGAUUGGAAAAUGCUUAGCAGUUUAUUUGAAUGAAAGAAAUGCAAACUUAACUUAUUAUUCAAAAAUCCAUGCAGUUGAAUCGAUAUAUUAAGCAUUUUUAAUUUUAAUUUUUUUUUCAAUUGUUUAACAAUUCUUUCUGUCUGUGGACAUUGAGCAAUAAAUAAAUGACAUUUACUUCUUAUUGAUUUUUCUUAAUUUAGCUGUAUAAAUAAUAAUAAUAUGGUGUACAUUCAAUGUCUGAUUUUUUUUUUUUUAAUCUAAAUUUUGCUUCCACUGAAUGUUGCUGAUUUGAUGCCUGCUGGAUUUUAGCUACUUUCAAACCCAUGCUGAUGAAUGUGGAUCAUCCAGUCUUGUCUCAUUUGUGUCACAAUUCCUAAUACACAAUAUGUACUGUGGACUGUCAACACUCCUUAUUUGUAUUUUUCUUUUUUUAAAUCUUUUACAGAACAUAUAUAUGGAUAUGAACCGGUUACAAUGACACAAAUUCAUUACAACACUGAAUAUUUAUAAUAAAAAUCUUGUUACUCUCA
This is a messenger RNA of Silurus meridionalis, 4460 nucleotides long. RefSeq lists its product as uncharacterized. NCBI's taxonomy places the organism in Eukaryota, Metazoa, Chordata, Actinopteri, Siluriformes, Siluridae. Gene Ontology annotation, molecular function: transcription cis-regulatory region binding. Gene Ontology annotation, biological process: regulation of transcription by RNA polymerase II. The transcript has 10 exons. The coding region runs from base 28 to 2535 and encodes 835 amino acids. The record is from RefSeq and is a predicted model, not a curated record. Gene Ontology annotation, cellular component: nucleus.